Charadrius vociferus (killdeer) is the source of this 432-nucleotide messenger RNA. RefSeq names its product S100 calcium binding protein A1 (gene S100A1). The coding region runs from base 1 to 432 and encodes 143 amino acids. The record is from RefSeq and is a predicted model, not a curated record. The transcript is spliced from 4 exons. Gene Ontology annotation, molecular function: calcium ion binding; S100 protein binding. Gene Ontology annotation, cellular component: sarcoplasmic reticulum. Lineage: Eukaryota; Metazoa; Chordata; Aves; Charadriiformes; Charadriidae.
AUGCGGUGGCUCAUCCCGGCCCGCGAUGCGGUGGUGCUGCGGACCCAGGACCGGGCUUCAACCCGCACCGAGGAUGGGGAGGCUCCGGCCGGCACCGGGCAGCCCAGUCCCCACCCGGUACCCGUCACACCAGCUCACGGGGGAGGAAUUGGCUUCCUGCAGCCCCAUCCGGCCCGUCCCCCUUCCCAGGGUGACGAGGGGGACAAGGACGGGACUUCCGCUGAGCCCCACGUGAGAAAGAAGGAGCUGAAGGAGCUGCUGCAGAGCGAGCUGGGCUGCUUCCUGGAGACCCAGAAGGACACGGGUGCAGUGGAGAAGAUCAUGCAGGACCUGGAUGAGAACGGCGACGGGGAGGUGGACUUCCAGGAGUACGUGGUCCUGGUGGCCGCCCUCACCGUGGCCUGCAACACCUUCUUCUGGGAGAACGCCUGA